Messenger RNA from Neomonachus schauinslandi (Hawaiian monk seal), 4131 nucleotides. RefSeq names its product roundabout guidance receptor 3 (gene ROBO3). The transcript has 28 exons. Lineage: Eukaryota; Metazoa; Chordata; Mammalia; Carnivora; Phocidae. Gene Ontology annotation, molecular function: protein binding. The record is from RefSeq and is a predicted model, not a curated record. The coding region runs from base 1 to 4131 and encodes 1376 amino acids.
AUGCUGCGCUACCUGCUCAAAACACUGCUGCAGAUGAACUUGUUCGCGGACUCCCUGGCGGGGGACAUCUCCAACUCCAGCGACCUGCUCUUCGGCUUCAACUCCUCGGUGGCGGCGCUCAACCACAGCCUGCUGCCCCCCGGCGAUCCUUCUUUCAACGCAUCCAGGGUGGAGCCGGAGGACGCGAUUCCGCGCAUCGUGGAGCAGCCGCCAGAUCUGCUGGUCUCCCGAGGCGAGCCGGCCACGCUGCCCUGCCGCGCCGAGGGCCGGCCGCGGCCUAACAUCGAGUGGUACAAGAAUGGGGCGCGAGUGGCCACUGCGCGCGAGGAUCCGCGCGCGCACCGUCUGCUGCUGCCCAGCGGCGCCCUCUUCUUCCCGCGCAUCGUGCACGGGCGCCGCGCGCGUCCCGACGAGGGUGUCUACACUUGCGUGGCGCGCAACUACCUGGGGGCAGCGGCUAGUAGAAAUGCAUCGCUGGAAGUGGCAGUCCUCCGUGAUGAUUUUCGGCAGUCCCCUGGAAACGUGGUGGUGGCAGUGGGGGAGCCAGCGGUAAUGGAAUGCGUGCCCCCCCGUGGCCACCCAGAGCCUUCCGUGUCCUGGAAGAAGGACAGUGCAAGACUCAAGGAGGAGGAGGGAAGGAUCACGAUUCGUGGAGGGAAGCUGAUGAUGUCACAUACACUCAAGAGUGAUGCAGGGAUGUAUGUGUGUGUGGCCUCCAACAUGGCGGGAGAACGGGAGAGUGGGGCAGCUGAACUUGUGGUACUGGAGCGACCCUCAUUCCUGCGUAGACCAGUGAAUCAGGUGGUCCUGGCAGAUGCCCCUGUGGAUUUCGCAUGUGAGGUGCAAGGGGAUCCCCCACCCCGUCUACGCUGGCGCAAGGAGGAUGGGGAACUGCCCACAGGCAGGUAUGAGAUCCGGAGUGACCACAGCCUUUGGAUUGGGCGUGUGAGUGCCGACGACGAGGGGACCUACACCUGUGUGGCUGAGAACAGCGUGGGCCGCGCUGAAGCUUCUGGCUCCCUCAGUGUUCACGUCCCACCCCAGCUGGUGACCCAGCCCCAGGACCAGAUGGCAGCUCCUGGAGAGAGUGUGGCUUUCCAAUGUGAGACCAAAGGAAACCCCCCACCUGCCAUCUUCUGGCAAAAGGAGGGAAGUCAAGUUCUGCUUUUCCCCAGUCAGCCAUUUCAGCCCAAGGGGCGCUUCUCAGUCUCUCCCAGAGGCCAGCUCAACAUAACUGAUGUGCAGAGCGGGGAUGCUGGUUACUACGUGUGUCAGGCUGUUAGUGUGGCCGGCAGCAUCCUGGCCAAGGCCCUUUUGGAGGUAAAAAGAGCCUCCUCCUUGGAUGGGCUGCCUCCCAUCAUCCUCCAGGGACCAGCCAAUCAGACGCUGGCACUUGGCUCCUCUGUAUGGCUGCCAUGCAGAGUGACUGGGAACCCUCAACCUAGCGUCCAAUGGAAGAAGGAUGGGCAGUGGCUGCAGGGGGAUGACCUCCAGCUCAGCCUCAUGGCCAACGGUACCCUGUACAUCGCCAGUGUGCAGGAGAUGGACAUGGGUUUCUACAGCUGUGUGGCCAAGAGUUCCACAGGGGAGGCCACAUGGAGUAGCUGGCUUAGGACGCGGGAAGAUUGGGGAGGAUCACCAGAGCCGCCUACAGAACCCAGUAGCCCUCCAGGGCCUCCCUCUCAGCCAGUGGUCACUGAGAUCACCAAGAACAGCAUUACUCUGACCUGGAAACCCAACCCGCAGGCGGGGGCCACAGUCACCUCUUAUGUGAUAGAGGCCUUCAGUCAAACAGUUGGUAACACCUGGCGGACAGUGGCAGAUGGCGUGCGGCUGGAGACACACGUGGUCGGUGGUCUGCAGCCCGGCACCACCUAUCUGUUCCUGGUGCGCGCUGUGGGAGCCUGGGGCCUCAGUGAGCCCAGCCCCGUCUCUGAGCCUGUGCGCACCCAGGACAGCAACCCAUCCAGGCCAGUGGAGGACCCCUGGAGAGGCCAGCGGGGGCUGGCUGAAGUGGCUGUGCACAUGCAGGAGCCCAUAGUCCUUGGGCCCCGGAGCUUGCAGGUGUCCUGGACUGUAGAUGGCCCAGUCCAGCUGGUGCAAGGUUUCCGGGUGUCUUGGAGGGUAGCAGGUCCUGAUGGGGGAAGCUGGACAGUACUGGACCUACAGUCCCCAAGCCAGCAAAGUACUGUGCUAAGAGGACUCCCGCCAGGGACCCAAAUUCAGAUCAAGGUGCAAGCCCAAGGCCAGGAGGGGCUGGGGGCUGAAAGUCCCUUUGUGACCAGGAGCAUUCCUGAGGAAGCCCCCAGUGGUCCCCCCCAGGGAGUGACAGUGGCCUUGGGGGGUGAAGGCAACAACAGUGUCACGGUGUCCUGGGAACCUCCGCUCCCUUCCCAGCAAAAUGGGGUCAUCAAGGAAUACCAGAUCUGGUGCCUGGGCAAUGAGAGCCGCUUCCACCUCAACCGGUCCGCGGCAGGCUGGGCACGCUCCGCGGUGCUCCGGGGACUGCUGCCCGGUCUUCUCUACCGGACCCAGGUCGCGGCGGCCACCAGCGCUGGAGUGGGCGUGGCCAGUGUCCCGGUGUCUGUGCAGCUGCCUUCCCCGCCGCAAUCGGAGCCUGGGCUCGAGGUGGGCCCGGGGCUGGCGGAGCGGCUGGCGAGGGUGCUGCGGGAGCCGGCCUUCCUCGCGGGCAGUGGCGCCGCCUGCGGGGCGCUGCUGCUCGGGCUCUGCGCCGUCCUCUACCGGCGCCGGAGGCAGCGCAAGGAGCUCAGUCACUACACGGCCUCCUUUGCCUACACACCUGCAGUGUCCUUCCCACACUCAGAGGGCCUCUCUGGAGCCAGUUCCAGGCCACCCAUGGGCCUUGGCCCCGCCCCCUACCCUUGGCUAGCAGACUCGUGGCCCCACCCAUCUCGAAGCCCCUCAGCCCAGGAGCCCCGGGGGAGCUGCUGCCCCAGCAAUCCUGACCCAGACGACAGAUAUUACAAUGAAGCAGGGAUCUCCCUGUACCUGGCUCAGACCGCCCGGGGCACUGCCGCCCCUACCGAGGGUCCUGUCUACAGCACCAUUGACCCAGCUGGGGAGGAGCUGCAGACCUUCCAUGGGGGUUUCCCCCCAAAUCCCUCAGGGGAUCCAGGCACCUGGAGCCAGUAUGCUCCUCCAGAAUGGAGCCAGGGGGACAGUGGAGCCAGGGGAGGCAAAGUAAAGCUUCUGGGAAAACCUGUUCAGAUGCCCUCUCUCAACUGGCCAGAAGCCCUGCCCCCACCUCCCCCUUCCUGUGAACUGAGCUGCCUAGAGGGGCCGGAGGAGGACCUGGAGGGCGGCUCAGAGCCAGAAGAGUGGUGCCCACCAAUGCCUGAGAGGAGCCAUCUGGCCGAGCCCAGCUCCAGGGGAGGCUGCUUGGUCCCUCCAUCCCAAGGGGAAGCCCCCUCUCCCACAUCUUCCUAUGGACAGCAGUCCACAGCCACUCUUACCCCCUCACCUCCUGACCCUCCCCAGCCCCCCACUGACAUUCCCCAUCUCCACCAGAUGCCCAGGAGGAUGCCCCUUGGGCCAAGUUCCCCUCUCAGUGUGUCCCAGCCCACUCUGAGUAGCCACGAAGGGAGGCCUGCUGGCCCGGGUGCUGGCCCCAGCCCUGUCCCCGGUGCUGCCGGCAGUGCCCCCGGGAGAACCUGGCAGCUGCCUGGGGAGAUGGCUCCUCCACUUCAAGGGCCCCGCGCCCGAAUCCGGAAACCCAAGGCUGUUCCCUACCGUCGGGAGCACAGUCCUGGCGACUUGCCCCCACCACCCUUGCCGCCACCAGAGGAAGAGACGAGCUGGGCCUUAGGGCUGAGAGCAGUAGGCAGCAUGUCCUCCUUGGAACGGGAGCGGGAACGCAGUGGGGAGAGGAGAAUGGUGCAGGCUGGGCCCCUGGGGGCCCAGCGGGGUCCCCACCUGGAUGAGGAGACCUUGCCCCCCUACAGCCGACCAAGCUUUCUGUCCCGGAGCCAGGCCACCAGCACCUGCUCCACAGCGGGCAGCAACUCUUCCAGAGGCUCCAGCAGCUCUCGAGGCUCCCGGGGCCCUGCACGGAGCCGGAGCCGGAGCCGGAGCCAAAGGCCAGGACAGAAACGUGGAGAGGAACCAAGAUGA